GGGAGUCGCGGCUGCUAGGCGUGCACCUGAGAGCCGACGCCCCUGGUCCUCCAAGCUGCGCCCGCCGCCGUCCCCGCCGCCAUGAACCGCUUCAAGGUGUCCAAAUUCCGGCACACGGAGGCCCGGCCGUCCCGCCGCGAGGCCUGGAUCAAUGACGUUCGAGCAGGAGCCACCUCCUCAUGUGGGAACCAUAUCAAAUCAAGCUGCAGCUUGAUUGCUUUCAACUCUGACCGUCCAGGUGUGCUGGGCAUUGUGCCUCUAGAAGGCCAAGGAGACGACAAGAGACACGUGGCUUAUCUGGGCUGCCAUUCAGACCUGGUCACCGACUUGGACUUCUCUCCCUUUGAUGACUUCCUCCUGGCCACGGGCUCAGCCGACAGGAUGGUGAAAUUCUGGCGACUGCCGGCCCCUGGCCAGGCCCUGCCCUCAGUGCCCGGGCUGGUACUGGGCCCCGAGGAGCUCCCAGUGGAAGUGCUGCAGUUCCACCCAAGUGUGGACAGCGUGCUGCUGAGCACAGCAGGCACGGCCGUGCGGGUCUGGGAUGCAGCCAAGCAGCAGCGCCUGACAGAGCUGGUGGACCACGGGGACCUGGUGCAGAGCGCUGUCUGGAGCCGGGAUGGAGCCCUUGUGGGCACAGUGUGCAAGGACAAGCAGCUGCGGAUCUUUGAUCCCAGAGCAAAGCCCCAGGCCUCUCAGAGCACACAGGCCCACGAGAACAGCAGGGACAGCCGGCUGGUGUGGACCAGCACCCAGGAGCACCUCGUGUCCACCGGAUUCAACCAGAUGCGUGAGCGUGAAGUGAAGCUCUGGGACACCCGGCUCUUCUCCAGUGCCCUGGCCUCCCUCACCCUGGACACCUCACCCGGGCCUCUGAUGCCCCUGCUGGACCCAGACUCCGGGCUCCUGGUCCUGGCAGGAAAGGGUGAGAGCCAGCUGUGCUGCUAUGAGGUGGCCCCACAGCAGCCAGCACUGAACCCAGUGACCCAGUGUGUCCUGGAGAGCAUACUGCGGGGGGUGGCCCUCGUGCCCCGGCGGGCAUUGGCCAUCCUGGGCUGUGAGGUGCUCCGUGUCCUGCAGCUGAGCGACACAGCCAUCGUACCUGUCAGCUACCACGUGCCCCGCAAGGCUGUGGAGUUCCAUGAGGACUUGUUCCCAGACACUGCCGGCUGUGUACCCGCCUGCGACCCCAAUAACUGGUGGGCUGGAAGCAGCCAGCAGGUGAAGAAGGUCAGCCUCAACCCAGCACACCGGCCCCACCCCAGCUUCACCUCCUGCUUGGUGCCCCCCACGGAGCCCGCCGCUGACACAGCCCUGCCUACAGAUGCGGAGCCAAGCGAGGGCUUCUCCUCCCCUCCCAGCUCCUUGCCGACCUCGCCUUCCACGCCCUCCAGCCUGGGGCCCUCGCUCUCCAGCACCAGUGGCAUCGGGACCAGCCCCAGCCAGAGGUCACUGCAGAGCCUACUGGGCCCCAGUUCCAAGUUCCGCCAUGCUCAGGGCACCAUCCUGCACCGAGACAGCCACAUCACCAACCUCAAGGGACUCAACCUCACCACGCCCGGCGAGAGCAAUGGCUUCUGCGCCAACCGGCUGCGUGUGGCUGUGCCCCUGCUCAGCAGUGGUGGGCAGGUGGCCGUGCUUGAGCUGCGGAAGCCUGGCCGCCUGCCUGACACAGCACUGCCCACGCUGCAGAAUGGGGCACCCGUGACCGAUCUGGCCUGGGACCCCUUUGACCCACACCAUCUCGCUGUGGCCGGGGAGGAUGGCAGGAUCCGGCUAUGGCGGGUGCCGCCAGAGGGCCUGGAGGAGGUGCUCACCACGCCGGAGGCUGUGCUCACAGGCCACACAGAGAAGAUCUACUCCCUGCGCUUCCACCCAUUGGCAGCCGAUGUGCUGGCCUCUUCUUCCUACGACCUCACCGUUCGCAUCUGGGACCUUCAGGCCAAAGCCGAGCGGCUGAGGCUGCAGGGCCACCAGGACCAGGUAGGACAAUGGCAGGGGCCCGGCUAUGAGGCAAGAGGCCACCUCUCAUAUCCCACCUGUCCCCAGAUCUUUGGCCUGGCCUGGAGUCCCGACGGGCAGCAGCUGGCCACUGUCUGCAAGGAUGGGUGUGUGCGGGUCUACGAGCCCCGCAGUGGCCCUGAACCCCUGAAGGAAGGCCCAGGGCCUGAGGGGGGCCGCGGUGCCCGCAUUGUCUGGGUAUGCAAUGGUUGCUGUCUGCUAGUGUCUGGCUUUGACAGCCGAAGUGAGCGCCAGCUGCUCCUGUACGCAGCUGAAGCGCUGGCAGGUGGCCCCUUGGCAGUGCUGGGCCUUGAUGUGGCUCCCUCGACCCUGCUGCCCAGCUACGACCCAGACACUGGCCUGGUGCUCCUCACGGGCAAGGGUGACACGCGCGUGUUUCUGUACGAGCUGCUCCCCGAGGCCCCAUUCUUCCUAGAGUGCAACAGCUUCUCCUCGCCUGACCCCCACAAGGGCUUCGUCCUCCUGCCCAAGACAGAGUGUGACGUGAGGGAAGUGGAGUUUGCGCGAUGUCUGCGGCUGCGCCAGACCUCCCUGGAGCCUGCCUCCUUCAGGCUGCCUCGAGUCAAGAAAGAGUUCUUCCAGGAUGACGUGUUCCCAGACACAGCCGUGAGCUGGGAGCCUGUGCUCAGUGCCAAGGCCUGGCUGGGAGGUGCCAACGGGCAGCCCCGGCUCCUCAGCUUGCAGCCCCUUGGCAUGAUCCCAGUGAGCCAAGCCCCCCGUGAGGCACCUGCUCGGCGGGCCCCAUCCUCAGCACAGUACCUGGAAGAGAAGUCAGACGAGCAAAAGAAGGAGGAGCUGCUGAAUGCCAUGGUAGCAAAGCUGGGGAACCGGGAGGACCCGCUUCCCCAGGACUCCUUCGAAGGCGUGGACGAGGACGAGUGGGACUAGCUUGCCCACCAGGCACUGGGCCUCACCUACUGCUGCCACCUCCUAGAACCACCUGUGCCCCUGCACACCUCACAUCUCAUUCUCAGACUGGAAGACACCAUCCUGGCACUCCUCACCCCAGGAGCCCUGGCUUCCCAUGGGCCCUGGGCACUUCCACGGCCUCUGGGCCCACUGCAGCUCCUGUGGGUUGUCCACACCCCUGCUUUCUCUGGGACCAGCUGCUUCUCCAGCUGCCUGCUUGCAUGAAGAGCCAAGGGGGUGGGGGUGGGGUCAAUAGCACGUCCCUGGGCAAUCCCAGGGCUCCCUGUCUCUCCUUUCUCUGCUGACCUGGGCUGGCUUUGCCUAGCACCUUCAGUUACUACAUGCCACCCCAUCCUGCCUUGCCUGCUACCCCAGUUCCAGUCAAGAGCCUUGGGGGCCAGCCCGCCCACCAGGCCAUUUGGAGCAGCACUAGACUCAGGGGCCUGGGACUAGUUGCCCUCCUACCCAGGUUUGAAGCCAGGAGAAGGGGCAUCACAGAACUGAUGGCCCUUAAGGGGGGUGUGAGCCCCACAGGGACUGGCUUGCACAUGCCCAGGGUGUUCUCAGCAA
Messenger RNA from Cynocephalus volans (Philippine flying lemur), 3498 nucleotides. It is a transcript of the gene CORO7, whose product is annotated as coronin 7. Gene Ontology annotation, biological process: actin filament organization. The transcript is spliced from 27 exons. The record is from RefSeq and is a predicted model, not a curated record. Lineage: Eukaryota; Metazoa; Chordata; Mammalia; Dermoptera; Cynocephalidae. Gene Ontology annotation, molecular function: actin filament binding. The coding region runs from base 82 to 2907 and encodes 941 amino acids.